AUGAUGCUCACAACAUCCUUUUUCUCACACCAAAUGCCGCACUACUCCGCAUACACGCCACCGCGCUCAUCACCACUAUCUGAGCGCUCCGCAAAUGCAGCCCCACGAACCUUCGACUUCACCAUGUCGUCACCUCUUAAGGAGAAGUCGGCGAUGCCACAACGCGCGUUCAAGGCCAAUCCGGUGAUGCAGACGCGCGACGCCACGACGAAGCGCAGGAGGGACAUGUUCUUCAAGCGCGUGCAAAACAACCGGGACGACAAGACGUGGGAGUCGCGAGGCGAACAGAUUCAACAACUAGACUUCGUAUCUGAGCGGAAGCGCUGGGAAGCCGAGAAAGCGCGUCAAGCGCCCCAGGAGAAUGACGAUAUCGAUGAAGAGACCAUGGACGACGCGCCGCUACCUGUACUCCCAACUUACGCGCCUCAAUCGGAUCCCGAGAUGACCGAAGCCGACUACGUCGCCGCACAGGAAGAGUACGAGCUACAGCAAUUGAUCGCGUCAAUGGAGCAAGAAUCGGAUGCACGGUCACAGCACUAUGGUAGCGAUGACGACGACUAUGAUUCCAUCUUCAUGGAGUGUGCGACAGCGGGGCACGAUCAGCAGCAACCGCAACGCGCGCUAGACGCGUUCGGAGGGGACGCGAUGGAUAUGGAUAUGAUGGAUUGCUGA
Molecule: messenger RNA, 672 nt
Organism: Alternaria incomplexa
Lineage: Eukaryota; Fungi; Ascomycota; Dothideomycetes; Pleosporales; Pleosporaceae
Exons: 2
Coding region: 1-672 (223 amino acids)
Source: RefSeq, a predicted model, not a curated record